AUGGACAGUCCGACAGAGUCGUCUGCAUCGCAAAGCGAGGUGGAGGAGGACCUGCCGCCCAUCCUGCGAUUGUCCGGCGGCCUGCUCAAGGAGAUCGCACUUUCGCUCGAGUCGAGUCCAACGUACACUCAGGACCUGCUCUCGUUGACGUUGUCCUGCUCGCAAAUGGGAGUCGCUGCAGUUUCGGCCCUCUGGUUCGACCCGACUCGGCACAUCUACCGUGGCAAGCACGACAAGGCAAGCAACAAGCGCAACUGGAAUCGCUUUGAGACGGUCGUCGAGCGGUUAGCAAGGUACCCGUCGCUCGGGCAGCACGUCCGCGAACUCUACUUCCUCGGCGAGAUCACAUUCUGGAAGGCGCAUUCACUCCAGUUCUGGCUGCCGGCGCACGACGCAACCAUCGUGUCUCUCCUGGACGCCUGCCCGGCAAUCGACACUGUUGCCGUCUCGCCUUGGUCCACCCGACAAGGCGGACGCAACCCCUUCGUGUGGCUUCACCACCUGCGCAAACGGGAGGACAUCCACCAGCUUGUCAUCAAGCGCAUCCAUCCCGGAGCGACCUUCUGCAUCUCGACAUUCCCACUCGCCUUCCCGCCCCUCACAGCCGUCGCUUUGCACGACUUCGUCUGGCCGGCUGCAAGGCUCCUGCAGAUUCAUCUGCCGAGCCUGACGACAGUACGAGUCUCGUUGGAGUCGUGCGACAUCCCGAAUCUAGAAAGUUGGCGCGACGUCGGCUUCGACUGCCCAAAUCUCCAGCACCUGUCUCUCCACAUCGCCCGUCUACCCUCCGCCCUCCCAACCGGCCUCCUCCCUGCAUCUCUCCGAUGCCUCGUUCUCCAGCCCAGCAGCCUCGACGCCACGAGUGCCAAGGUGAAGAGGGAGGCGUUUGAAGAGUGGGCGCGCAACUCGACGAACCUGGUCCUCUCCUUACCUAAUCUCCCGAAGCUUGUCAACCUGCACAUCGAGCAAGCCUGGCUGUCGAUCAAAGCCUUCACCGCUUUCGCCCCGGGCGCUCCAAAGCUCGAGGAACUCAGUCUGCCGCACGCAGAAUGGUACGACGACGACGUUUGGGCCGGCGACGGUGACGAAGCCUUCCUUGAGCUCGUCUCCGCUUUCCCCCUCCUCCAGCGCGUCAAUCUCGGGGACGUUCCCUUGCGCCAGAAGGAACGAAGCCUUUCGCUGACGGAGGAAUACUGUCAUUUGAACCGGAUUGACCUCGACUUCGAGGUCUGGUGGAACGAGGCGGCUGCAGUGUGGCUCUUGACAUUUGUAGAGCAAGUUACGUUCACUGGGACCCCUUCUGAGCACGAAGAAUGCUGUCAGGAGGUCUGA
Messenger RNA from Rhodotorula toruloides NP11, 1332 nucleotides. RefSeq lists its product as uncharacterized. The transcript has 2 exons. The record is from RefSeq and is a predicted model, not a curated record. The coding region runs from base 1 to 1332 and encodes 443 amino acids. NCBI's taxonomy places the organism in Eukaryota, Fungi, Basidiomycota, Microbotryomycetes, Sporidiobolales, Sporidiobolaceae.